Adelges cooleyi (spruce gall adelgid) is the source of this 1043-nucleotide messenger RNA. RefSeq lists its product as uncharacterized. The record is from RefSeq and is a predicted model, not a curated record. Lineage: Eukaryota; Metazoa; Arthropoda; Insecta; Hemiptera; Adelgidae. The transcript has 2 exons. The coding region runs from base 134 to 433 and encodes 99 amino acids.
CACUUGAGACUGCUUGUUUUACAUGAUCAGGCGAACCUUGUCAACGUUAUAAAACGAACCGAGCUGCUUUGUUAUUAUGAUUUGAGGUUCAGCGCAUCAACUAGGAAGAAGUUCAUUCACUCCGGUAAGAAACAUGAAUUCGUUUGUACGCGCUUUGGUGUUGAGCACUUGCGCAGUGAUGUGCUUGUCGAUGCCACAAGGAUCCAAAGAGGGUGCCAUCUUCACAAACGAGGCCAUCAGACAAGCCCAAAACACGCAUCUGAUCCCGCAAAAUGCUCAAAUACAGAAAGUCCAAGAGGGCGUCGAGCUGGCCGCUUACGAGUCGAUCCCCGGAUCUCAACCUAUCAACUUGUUCGAGAUCUUGGGCGACCACGUGCCCCCAGAGGUAGUCAGCAACUUGCAGACCCAAGUCGACCAAGUCGGAAAGCAAUGAAGUCUUUUUUUUUAAGUAUUAUUUAAGUAUUUUGUCGUUGUAAGUCUGAAAACGACUCAUCGAGAGCGCCCCUCGUUCGACAUUCUGUAACGGGUACCGUUGAAUUGACUAAUUAUGACUGUAUAGUGUAUAUACAAUAACUCUAUAUAUAUAUAUAUUAUAUCUUUGGUCCUGUAUAAUAUGUAAUGCGGUGUAACGCAAUCGAUUUGUUUUAAACGGAGAGAAAGUGUUUGUUUUUUUUCAACGGAAAUCCUUUCACCCAGCUAAUUUUUUUGAUUUUUUUGUUUUUUUUUUGGUCAACUAAAUGUAUUAAUAUAUUAACUUUCUAUACCAAAAUAUGUAACCGACGAGUAUACCUAAAAUGAGAUUUUAUUAAAAACCGUUUUAACAGAUAAAAUAUUCCACUCUGCUGUUUUGUUUUACAGUAUUGUUUUAGCAACUGAACAUACAACAGACAGAUUUACUUUGACCGCGUUUUAUGCACGUGGGCUACUUAAUUGCAUAUUAGGUGUAGUCUGGUCUGAAGUGAUAUAGCGAUUAAAAGCUCACUUCUGUUUGUGUAUGUCUCCAAAAAAGCAUUCAUCGUAACAAUAAAAUUCAUUAUUGAUGA